Penicillium olsonii is the source of this 1116-nucleotide messenger RNA. Lineage: Eukaryota; Fungi; Ascomycota; Eurotiomycetes; Eurotiales; Aspergillaceae. The record is from the annotation of a GenBank genome assembly.
AUGUCAACAAAUCUUGGGCCCUCGCUGGAGAAGGGGGUUUGGGCCGCGGUGAUCAUCGCCGCGGUGAUCAUAAUCCUACGUGUGGUUGCUAAAAUUAAGAUCAAACGGUUUGGCGUCGACGAUGGCAUAAUGAUCUUCGCUGAGUGCCUGGCCAUCGCCUCCACCGUUUUCCUCACCCUGUGCGUAAGACACGGCUUCGGCAAGGAUUUAACCACGAUACCAGCCGCCGACCUCGAAGCCGUGCUGAAGUACAUCGCCAUCCAAAUCCCCGUCGUCACUUUCAGUACCACCUUCGCGCGCUCUGCCUUCAUCAUCUACCUCAUUCCUCUUCUCGGCACCAACAAACUCUACCAGGGUAUCCUCUGGGCUUUCCUGGUCAUCCAAUUCAUCGGAAACACUGCAUCUGCAGUGCUCCCCCUCAGCAUCUGUGAUAAUGUCGCUGCGCUGUGGGAUCCCGCCGUGGCCGUGUCCGCAAAGUGCGGCGAUUUGAAGGCCGUGAUCAACUUCGCCUAUUAUUCCAACAGCUUCAACUCCGCCACGGAUCUGUUCCUGGCCGUUUUCCCUGCCGUGGUAUUCUGGAACCUGAACCUCAAACUGCGCAUCAAGAUCAGUUUGAUUGUGCUUCUCAGCCUGGGCAUUGUCGCAAUGGUCGCAUCCAUCAUCAAGACAACCAAACUCACCUCGCUACCCAGCAUCACCAACAUCGGAGCCAGCGGCGGUAUUGAAUUGAUCCGCUGGGGCUACAUCGAGAACACAAUCAUUAUCAUCACCUCGUCGAUCCCUUGUAUUCGCCCUUUGAUCAUCUCCUCCGUCCGCAAGAUGUCCAGUGGCAAAUUCUCUCGCUCCUAUGAGCUCAGUCGUCCCUUUACCGGUCGCAAAUCCGGCGCCAACCCAAACGAGACCAACCAGUCGCGCCGCACCCGCAGGUUCAAGCCCGAUGUUGAACACGGUAGCGUCGACCGCAUUCUCGAUCAUGAGCAAAGCGCCCAUACUAGUACGUCUGCUGGUGGUCAACCCGAAUCGCCUACGUUCUUUGCACCUGGUAUCACGAAGCAGGUAGAGAUCUCGGUGAUCACUGACGACAAUGGACAACCUAGGGAAAUGACGCAUUUCUAG